AGCUAUUGUCUCUGCCAUUCCUGGGGAUGUUCUAAGACAAAGGAGAGGUGGAUAGGGCUUGGUGUGAAUUGUAGUGAACAGACCUUUGCUUCAAAGCAAGCCGUGAUGAAAGAUCAUGGGAUCUUCUCAUCUGCCCUGCUGGGUAGGACAACACCUUCAACUCCUGCAAAUUCAGAAUACACACACGGGGCUGGAUUUGUCAGUGCCGGAAUACCAGGAAAUCCACGGGAAGAUGAUGUCUGGCCAUGUAGAGUAUCACAUUGUCGUUGUUACCCGACUGGCUGCCUUCAAAUCAGCAAAGCACAAGCCUGAAGAUGUAGUUCAAUUUAUGGUUUCCAAGAAGUACAGCGAGAUAGAGGAGCUCUACCAGAGACUGGCGGCACGAUAUCCACAGGCUUCUCUUCCGCUCUUGCCUAGAAAAGUUCUCUUCGUGGGGGAAUCUGACAUCUGUGAACGAAGAGCUAUGUUCAAUGAUAUAAUGAAAUUCAUCUCAAAAGAUGAGGAUCUAGCAACAAGUCCUGAGUUACUGGAAUUUUUAGGAACAAAAUCUACUAGUGCCAUUGACUUCAAGGGAAAAAACAUUCCUGAUGACAAGGAGAAAGAAGAUGAAGAAAAUGAGGCACUGGAUUUUUUCAAAGAGGAGAAGACACCUGACUUAAUCUCACAGCUGUCAUCAGUGGAAAAUGCCAAAAAAGGGGAGAAAAAAGAAGAGGAGGAGGAGGAAGAAGAGGAAGAAGAUUUAGACCCUCUUGGCAUAAUCAGAACUAAAAAACCAAAGAAGGCAUCUGUUCCUCCAACAAAGCAAGAGAAACCCAGAUUAACCAUUUUUGAAGAGGAAGUAGAUCCAGAUGAAGGACUCUUUGGCCCAGAAAAAGAUUUCUCAUCAGUUGGUCCCAGGAAGAAGAUGAAAGAGAAUCUGAAGUUAUUUGAAGAUCCAGACCUUGGUGGGGUGGUAAGACUGGGUGACUCACUGCUGCUGCCAGCUGCCUGUAAGAACAGGGAGUAUGUGCUGAAUACAGAUCCUGAGGAGGACACUGAAGAACUGCUGAGAGUUGAAGAUGAUUUAGAGCAGCUCUUGAAAGUAACCUCCAAACCGAAACCUAAAGUACCAUCAAAACCACCACUGCCUCAGAAGCCAGCAGUUGCCCCCAGGAGCAGUAAUUCUCCACUGGCAAAGCCAAAGGAAAACAGGAUUCAGACAAUGAAUGAAGUGGACAUUCUCCAGUAUAUCCAGGAAAAUGAAUCUAUCAACAACCAAGAUACAAGUCUUUUUUAAACAUACAUAUUUAGCAAACUCCUGCUGAGCUCAAGUGAUGGUAGCAAGAGUUGACCAGAUGUCUUUACUGUCACAGUGCUCAUUUGUGUACCAUGAUAUAGAGAGCAGCAAGUUUGAAUAGGAGAGGCUCAACAUCAUGUUUUCAAAACAGCAGUUGUGGUAUAAUGUUGCCUUAGAUUUUCAGGAUUUUACAGGGAAUGUGGAUAAGGACCUAGCACUACAGAUUGUCUACUACUGUUUUAGUAUCAACAUAGUACAGUUUCAGCCAGUUAGUCCUGAUUGAAAAUGGUAAGCUUGUUGCACACAUGGCAACUGUGAAUAGUGUCCAACAAAUGGUCUGAGGCAGGACAGGAUGCUGUUCCUGUCAUUUUAGACAGUCUAUUUCAGCCCACUGGAAAGGUCACUUUCCUUUUAUCCUGUGCAUUUUUAUAGCAGCCCUUUCCUCCCUGACUGGUAUUUCAGUAAUUUAUAACCAGGAACUGUUAAGUAUAGGUAACGAUUCCUCUAUAGUUCAGAGAAACACUGAAAUCCCAGCUAAGCCUGACAAUCUGCUGCCUUUGUUGUUGCGCAAAUGCGAACUUGUAAGAGAACUUAUAGGACUGCAAACGCUAGACGCUAUGCAUCUCUGAGCCCUGGGGAGAAUAGGAAAUGACUGAAGAAGGCUAAGAGUUCAGCUCCAGGCAUAUGCAGAGGUUGCAGUGUGUAGGAGGUUUGGAUGCUGUAGGACCCUUGUGAACCCACUCAGGAUUAACAAGGGCUAAUUUUUUCCAGCCAAGUCUCCCUGGGCUUCCACUAGUUAGUGGAGAGAAAGAGAUUUCUCCAGGAGGUGAUUCAGUGCAGGUGUCCUAAUGGAGGAACUCUGAAUUGCUCUCUGGCAUCACUAACUCUCUCUCUCUCCUUCCCUUUUCCCAGAACUUAAAGCAGCAGCCAUGGUGAUUAAUUCCACUAAGCUAAAAUGAGUUUUUUUGAUAAAACAGUGGUCUGUUCAUUACUAUGGCAAUGGUUAAAACAAGGGAGGACAAACUGGGGAUUAUCUAGAGGAAAAAUAAGAUGAAAAUAUUCUGAAGAAAUUUUAAUAGCAGGAAAAGAAAAACAUGGUAGAACAGGCAUCCCAGACUACCCUUUUUCUUCCUUAGCUCAGGCACUCUGGUUAAACAUGCUGAAUUUACAUCUAAUGUGGCUAGAUAACUGCUGUCAUGUAGAAAGAGAUUCCUGAACUCAUUCCACAUGUGUUCUAUCCAGAUGUGAAGACAAGCUCCCCAGAGGGAAAAUAUUAAUAUAUGUAAGCCAUAUCACUAUCCCCAAAUUUGCCUUUCUAAUAUAGAACAAAAUAAAUAGAAAGCAUUUUAUAUAUAUAUAUAUAUAUUUAAUAAUGAAAUUAUCUCUAUUAGUAUUUCCUUUUUAAGCCAAUGGAAAAUAUAAUAAAGAUAUUUUGGUGUGAUGGGACACAUAAAACUUAAGCAUUGGCUCUCAUCUAUGUACAGUAUGUUUCAGUAUAAUAAAACAUUUUGCUAACCUGCA
Aquila chrysaetos chrysaetos is the source of this 2797-nucleotide messenger RNA. It is a transcript of the gene HS1BP3, whose product is annotated as HCLS1 binding protein 3. NCBI's taxonomy places the organism in Eukaryota, Metazoa, Chordata, Aves, Accipitriformes, Accipitridae. Gene Ontology annotation, molecular function: phosphatidylinositol binding. Bases 116 to 1276 code for a protein of 386 amino acids. The transcript is spliced from 7 exons. The record is from RefSeq and is a predicted model, not a curated record.